Messenger RNA from Eptesicus fuscus (big brown bat), 1163 nucleotides. It is a transcript of the gene IL20, whose product is annotated as interleukin 20. The coding region runs from base 84 to 611 and encodes 175 amino acids. The record is from RefSeq and is a predicted model, not a curated record. NCBI's taxonomy places the organism in Eukaryota, Metazoa, Chordata, Mammalia, Chiroptera, Vespertilionidae. The transcript is spliced from 6 exons.
CCUUGAACAAGCACCUGGAAGCUACUCUUUGAGGCGGCUCAGCAGUUUUCCUUACUCCUGUGGUUUCCAGAUUCUGGCACAAGAUGAAAAGUUCUUGUCUCCCCCUCUGCCUUUUCUUGGCGGUGUUUUCUCUCUUCUGGACACCUUCUGCUGGGCUGAAGACAUUCCAUUUGGGAAGCUGUAUGAUCACCACAAACCUUCAAGAAAUGCAAAAUGGAUUUUCUCAGAUAAGGGACACAGUGCAAGCCAAAGAUGAAAUCAUGGACCUCAGAAUCUUGAAAACUGAGUUUUUGCAAGACACAAAGCCUGCAGAUCAGUGCUGCCUCCUUCGCCAUAUACUGAGACUCUAUCUGGGCACGGUAUUCAAAAACUAUCAGACCCCUGACCACCAUAUCCUCCGGAAGCUCAGCAGCCUCGCCAACUCUUUUCUUACUAUCAAGAAGGACCUCCGGCUCUGUCAUGCCCAUAUGACAUGCCCUUGUGGGGAGGAAGCACUGGAGAAAUUCAACCAGAUUCUGAGUCACUUCAAAGAGCUUAAACUUCAGGAAGCGGUGGUGAAAGCUGUGGGAGAGCUAGACAUCCUCCUGCAAUGGAUGGAGGAGAUGAGAUAGGAGCAAAGUGAUGAUACCGCUGACAGUGCUUCUGGCUGAGUCCAGUCCUGAGAACUGUGGAGACAUGGCCCCAAACCACCAUCUCUUUGCUUCAUCAUUUAGUGCUGGUCACUGUGUAUAUUAUUUAUUUAAUAUUUAUUUCCUUAUUGUGUUUGUUUUCAUUUCUUAAUCUACACCAUGGGUUUAUAAGAUUUUGGUGAUACCGUUUGUACUGUUGGAUAUAUUUAUUCAUUAAUUAAUUUAUUUAUUUCUGCUAUUUAAUCUAUUUAUUUUUGUACUUGUGCAUGUCUUUAAAAAUUCAUCGAUAAUAUUCAUGACUAGGGCACAUUAUAUGUUUUCAAACAGUGAACAAACUUUGACUUCUCUGGAUGAGUGGCUGGGGUGGGUAGUCACUUUUAUUAAAUUAAGGACAUAUUUACUGACUGCCACAAUGGUUUUGUAAACGGAAACAAUGGUUACUAAGUAGGAGCUGUGAAAGAAGUUCCAAUGAAAAAUUACAGAUGUGCCUCACAAUUACUGACCACCCCACCCAACUCCCCACCCCCAUACUUG